AUGGCUUCAACAUGUUUUCCCGAUGUUUUAAAUCCAUUUUGUCGUCAAUCGAUAUGCGUUUCAGCAUGCUCAGAUCAAAUAGCUCUAGCAACAUCAUCAUCUUUAGUCUAUCUUUACACAUUUUCAAAUCAAAAUUUAGUAUUUAAUACGAAAUUUUCUCCGCAUUCAAAAUCUUUAUCAUGUAUGGUAUAUCAUCCAACUAUUCCUGGUCUAUUAAUUACUGGUGGUGCACCAAAUUCUCGUAUAAUUCUUUGGUCAAUCGAAGGAAAAAUCAUACAAAAACAAGCAUCAUUUAAUUUACAACGAAGACCAAAUGCAUUAAUCUGGUUAUCAAAUGAAGAAUUAGUUAUUGGGGAUGAACAUGGAAAUAUUUAUCGAUGGAAUGAAAAAGAACAAAAAUUAAUUAAAUUUAUUAAUCAAUCAUUAUCCGAUAAACAAAAUGAUGAAGUUCAACUAUUUGCUAUUGCUAAUAAACAAAAAUUUAUUAUGGCAGUUGCAUACAAAUCAGGUUUUAUCUAUAUUUGUCAUGUUGAUAUUGAGAAAAAUCAAUUAAAUAUGUUACAUAAAAUAUUACCUGAUUCAGCAAACACAAUAUGUUGUUCGAUACAAUUCGCUCAUUCUGAAUGUCCAUUAGAUCGUAGUACACUUUUCUAUAUAAGUUAUGGACAUGGUUGUAUAAAAGUAUGUGAUUAUACAAAUGGAAAAAUUCUUGGACAAUUAAUGCUUGUUAAACAAACGAAAAAUAUGAUUAUGAAUAAUGAUUCAAGAUGCAAAACUUAUUAUCCACUUGCUUGGAUUGAUGCAAAUACUUUGCUAACUGGAAAUCUUGAUGGUUAUUUAAUCAAAAUUGAUAUUCGUCAUUCAUCACAUUUAGAAAAAUCUCAGCUGAAUGUUACACCAGCAGUAUCAGGUGGUAAACCUAUUUUUUCUAUUGUUAUCAAAGAUGAUAAAACUUUAUUUACAUAUUCAUUUAAUCGAAAGUUAUGUAUUUAUGAUCUUCCAUCAUCGACAUUAAUAAAUUCUCUUGUAUCAAUACCUGGUUCGGUUAAUGUUAUACAAGCAUGUCCUCUUCAAACAAGCUGCAUUGCGUUAGGUGUUGAUACAGGAAAUAUAGGUGUAUUAGAUUUAUCAUUAUCAAAUUCACCUUCUCUUUCAUUUCUUUGGCAAUCAAUUCCAGCUGAUGUUUGUCAUUUAGCUUGGCAUCCUAUUCGGGAAGGUCGAAUUGCGUAUUCGACACGUUUAGGUCAUAUUGCACUUUAUGAUACACUUACAGGACGUUCACGUGUUGUUUAUGAUUGCAAAUAUACUCAACCAGGAUCACCAAUAAAUGUACUUUGGGGUCCAUUAGUACCUGCUUUUACAGAAGAUCGAACAUUAGCAAUUCUUUAUUCAAUUGGAGAUGGAAAAUUUCAUCGAUGGGAUAGUCCAGAGAAAAAUUGUUUGCCAGCUGAUCUUACAUCAUUAGUAACUGAAUCAAGUAAUACUUCAGUAUUAACCGUUGGUUUCAGUGAUGAUCAUAAAUAUUUAUCUAUUAUUUGUUCUGAUAGUUCUUUAUUUGUACGUUCAUGUCCAUCUUUAUCAUCUAUGCAUCGGUUGUCUAUUAAUUGUUUACCUACUCUUCUUUAUUAUCAUCCUCGAUAUUUAUUAUCAUCUACUGAUGCAUCAUCGAAACAAUAUUGGAUUGCUGUUAAUGAUAAACAUAAUAUUCGAUUAAUUGAUACUUCAGAAUCAAAUUUAUGUAUUCUCAAUGAUCUUAUUGGUCAUACAGGUGAUAUUGAAUGUUUAGCAUGGAGUCCAUCGGUUGAUUAUCUUCUUGCAUCAGGUUCACAAGAUAAAACUAUUCGAUUAUGGAAUGUUGAAACUAUUACUCCAUUAAAAGUUUAUAUUGAACAUUCUGAUAUUGUUCUUUCACUUAUAUUUUCAUCAUGUGAUACAAAUUAUAUUCUAUCUGGUUCACGUGAUCAAUCAUUACAUAUUUGGAGUAUUGAACAACAUACACAAUUACCAGAUCAAACAAUACCUAUUAGUACUAUUGAAGAUGAAGAUGAAACAAAUAGUAAUAAUGGAAAUAGAAAACGACAUAAUAAACCAAGACCGAAUAGAGCUGAACGUGAAAAAAAACGAGCUGCAAAAACUACAGUGAGUAAUGGUCAAAAUGAUCUUCUAGUUUCAUCUACGAAUAGUAUUAUGAAUGAAUUAAAUUCUUUGUCUUAUCGUUUAUUAUGGCCAUUGGAAACGGAUCGUCAGAUGAUUUCAGAUUUAUCAACAUUACCAGACAGAACAAGUUUGAUUGAAAGAAUAAAACAACAAGAUUUUGAUUCAACGAACAGUUUUAUUUAUCAUUUAUUGUAUUGGUCAGGUGAGAAUACUCAAUUGUUAAAUGAAUUAUGUAAACGAAAUACAAUAUCUUCAAAUCAACUCUGUUUUUGGAUGACUAUUUUGAAUAAUUCAAAUGAUGUUCAAUCAUUAUAUAAUCGAACAUUUGAUUGGAUAAAAGAAAAUAAUGAAACUCAUACAUUAGAAUAUAUGACAAUGAUGAUUAAAGAAAAACGAAAUCAAGAUUUAUUAGAAUAUCUUAUUAACCAGGAUUAUAUUGAGUCUUCACUUCUUUUGGCUAUAUUAUUGGAAUGUAUUGAUCAAAUUCGUGAUCGUAUACCAGCUUCAUUAGAAACGGAAGAUACUUAG
Messenger RNA from Adineta steineri, 2685 nucleotides. The record is from the annotation of a GenBank genome assembly. NCBI's taxonomy places the organism in Eukaryota, Metazoa, Rotifera, Eurotatoria, Adinetida, Adinetidae.